AUGAGCAAAGUCCACGGCGGGAUGAAAUGCGUGAAAUAUCUGCUGUUCGUCUUCAACUUCAUCUUUUGGUUAUCCGGCUUGCUAGUUCUGGCCGUCGGACUUUGGCUCCGAUUUGACCCAGAAACAGUAGAACUGCUGACCGGCAAUGAUGCCCCUGACACCUUUUUCAUUGCCGUGUAUAUUCUCCUGGGUGCCGGCAGUUUAAUGAUGCUGGUCGGCUUCUUUGGUUGUUUCGGGGCAGUUCGGGAAUCUCAGUGCCUUCUUGCAUCAUUCUUUGCCUGCCUGUUGAUCAUCUUCGCUGCUGAGAUUGCAGCUGGCGUGUUUGGAUUCAUCAACAAAGAGCAGAUUGUCGAGGAGGUGCAAAAAUUCUACAGCAGCUCCAUCGGUGACGCAUCCAAUCCCAACGCAACUGCUAUUGCACUCAUUUACCACAGGACUCUCGACUGCUGUGGGGGCUCGACGUCUGCGACUACAUCGGACCUGUGUGAUGACGCCCCAGAGGGAACCAAGGACUGUCUGAGUGCCAUCACGGAUUUCUUUAAUGAAAGACUUCACAUUAUCGGCUACAUCGGGAUUGGCAUCGGCGGAGUCAUGAUUCUAGGGAUGAUCUUCAGCAUGGUGUUAUGUUGCGCCAUCAGGAACAGCAGAGAGGUCAUAUAG
Messenger RNA from Nerophis lumbriciformis (worm pipefish), 660 nucleotides. The record is from RefSeq and is a predicted model, not a curated record. NCBI's taxonomy places the organism in Eukaryota, Metazoa, Chordata, Actinopteri, Syngnathiformes, Syngnathidae.